Lodderomyces oxycetoniae is the source of this 1479-nucleotide messenger RNA. RefSeq lists its product as uncharacterized. The record is from RefSeq and is a predicted model, not a curated record. Gene Ontology annotation, cellular component: endoplasmic reticulum membrane; cortical endoplasmic reticulum; perinuclear endoplasmic reticulum. The transcript has a single exon. Gene Ontology annotation, biological process: endoplasmic reticulum inheritance. The coding region runs from base 1 to 1479 and encodes 492 amino acids. NCBI's taxonomy places the organism in Eukaryota, Fungi, Ascomycota, Pichiomycetes, Serinales, Debaryomycetaceae.
AUGUCAUCUACUUUAAUUAAGACUAUACUUCGAUCCAUUAGUGCCCUUUUCUCAACACUUUAUUUGGCGCUUAUUAUCCUCACUAUCCCGCUUGCCUUUGAUGUCGGUGGUGUCAAUUGUGGUUUGGCCUUUUCGCUCACCACUUUAGUGAUAUAUUUUAUCUUGACAACAAUUAGACUUUUAUUUAGAAAAACAAAGUAUUUCAAGUGGGUGUCAAUAGUAUACUACAGCCAACACUUUUUCAUCCCUAGUUUGUUGACAUAUUUUCUAAGUUACCAUCGUCAAAAUCAACACUUUGAACAAGCAUGGAGUCCACUUGCAAUUUGGAAAUUUUUACUAGUUAAUUCAACUUUUGUUUUUACCGUAUUGGAAGGAUUCUGCUCCUUGUUACUUAUACAAGCCAUUGGACAAACUGUCAAUUGGCUAACAAGAUAUAAAUCAGAUUCUUGGUUGAUGAUAUCACUCAUCAGCAGUGCCUUGGUAGACACAGCUGCUUUUUACUUCUUAUACAGAAUUUACGUGUUUCCAUUCACUAUUGACAUUUUGAAUGCAUCCUUGUUAGGUUCUUUAUUAACAUUGACCAUUGGCUUGGGCUUGUUUGGAAUCGUUAGUGGAAAAGGCUCAAUGAUUGAAUCAUCCUUACUUUUUGCCUACAUUGUUCGAUGCAUCUACGAAACAUUCCCCUUGUUGUCCGAAGACGCCUCUCAAGCUUUAGCAAACUUGUUAACACUGGCUACUCAAAACGUGAGGAAGGAAAUACCCAAAAUAGCACCCUCGAUAUUAAAACCCAUAUCUGAAGUGGUGCCUUUCUUAGCAUCAACAUUACCUUCAUCGUUCAAAGGAGUUUGGAAAUUUUUGGUCAUGGCAAUGCAGAAUUUAACUUUGCCUCUAUUGUUGAAUCUUGCUUAUAGAAUUGGAGUGUUUUAUGCCGCAACAAAAAUUAUCCCAUCAUUAUACAAAUCCGUGUCUUAUCCACCCGUAGCUUUGAAAAAGAACCUUAAAUCAACAUCUCGUCAACCAUCAAGCUUGUCUCUUCACGAUAAGCAACAAGAACCCACCGAGCAAUCAUUAUCAUCGUCAUCAUCUUCUUCGUCAUUGUCGUUGUCAUCAUCUUCAGUAUACCACAAAAAUAGGAUUCCAUUGACAGCAAAAAAGUCGUUUCACCUCACCCCACUGCGCCAUCAACCUCCAUCCGCUAUAAUACGACUUAUUUAUGCUUACUCGCCUUGUUUAAUUAUAGCUGUGUAUACCCACUUGAUGUUGUCCUACACGGGAGAGUUGGGUACGCAGUUGACCAUAUGGCCACUAUGGGGAUCAUCAUCAUCAUCAUCCGCAUCUAAAAUUACAGUACAUCCAUGGAAGUUUUGGAACUGGGUGAAUAUGGUUACUACAUUACUUUUAUACGUUGCAGAGCUACUGAGUAACGAUAGUUCUUCAAGAGGCGGCAAUAGUCUCACCAGUCACUGGAAAGUAGAGUAA